AUGCACGUGUGGCAUCACCGUUACCACACUCCGUCCGUUCACUUGCCUGGGGAGACGUUUCCACGUGGGGGCUACAAGGGUGUGCCGGAUGGCUACGUCGAUGGGUGGCCGCAUGCCAAGUCUUGGCCGCAUCUCGCCAAGAAGAAAGGGACGGCGUCCGGUGGAGCUCGGGGGUCAGGCGGGAUGGAGCGGUUCAUGACAACCAAGCUGUCCACGGAGGAGCUACGGCAAGCGAUCGCCAAGCUGGUGGUCACCUGCGACCUCCCCUUCCGCAUCGUCGAGUCCGAGGCCGCCAACCCCGCCACGCCGAAGCCGGCGUUGAAGCUGGUGCAGGACAGUCCUACGCGCUGGGGGUCGACCCACGACAUGGUCGAGCGUGCGGGUGUUCUGCAGAACCCCAUCACUGUCUUCUUCGCCCAGACACAGGGCUUGUCGAAGACCGACAAGAAGAAGGUGGAGAGUUUGCGUCUGACAGACACAGACUGGGAGACCCUGCAGGCCGUGAAGACGUUCCUAAGCCCCUUCGCCAAGGUCUCCAAGGCAGCAGAGGGGGCGGCGUACCUGACUGUGUCGAUGGUGGUGCCGUACUACAACGGCCUGAUCGACGCCAUGGAGUCGCGCCUUGCCAAGGGGCCAUCUCCGACGCUGCAGCCGAUGAUCGUGGCGGUGCUGAGCCACUUGAAGAAGUACGCCUACAUCACCAGCAACGAGUACUGGAUCGCCACCUUCUUGGACCCUUCCAUGAAGGCGGCGUGGUUCGACGACGCACACUGGGAGAAGCUGCAUCCCGAGACCGACAGGAGGGUGAGGCCGCGUCCGGCGUCUGGCGAGGUGAUCAAGCUGGUGCGCGACCGCGUGGCCGAGUACCAGGCCCGGGCUGCAGAGCUUGCUCCACGGCCGACCCCACUUGCCCCCGUUGCGGAGGAGGAGGAGGGAGACGAGGAGGAGGACGACGAUGACGCGAAGUUUCUCCCUAGUCACCGACGACUUGCGGCGCGUCUGUCGGCGAGCCAGGAUGCGGGGGCGGGUGGGAUGGUGCAGGACGACGAGGUUAGCAGGUACUUGUCCGAGAGGGUGCGGUGCGACGUGACAGCGCUAGAGUACUGGCGCAGUGCCACCAACAUGCAGACGCUGAGGCGCAUGGCCCGGGAUUAUCUCGCCAUCCCUGCCACGUCCGCUUCGAGUGAGCGGGUGUUCUCCCUUGGUCGCAACCUCAUUUCCUGGAAGCGGCACCGCCUGGCCUCUCAGAGGACGCGAGCUGUCAUGAUUCUCAGAUCAUGGUACAGUUCACACCCUGGCCAGAGGAUAGGCGAGGGCCGCCGACCGAGAGGCGUCGCACCACCAGAGUUCGCCAUUGAGGGUGAGGGGGCAGAGGAGGAUGACGAGGAGGAGGAGGAGGAGGGUGUGGAGGCUGACGACACAGCUGGUGGAGAGGAUGCUGUUGUUGGUAGUAGCAGUGCAGUGGCGCCUUAG
This is a messenger RNA of Closterium sp. Naga37s-1, 1473 nucleotides long. The record is from the annotation of a GenBank genome assembly. NCBI's taxonomy places the organism in Eukaryota, Viridiplantae, Streptophyta, Zygnematophyceae, Desmidiales, Closteriaceae.